AUGCUUGGGGAGGAAGGAACGAAUGCAGCAGCAGACACAGCAGCAGCAGCAGCAGCAGCAGCAGCAGCAGGAGAAAGUGCUGAUGCUGAGGCAGCAGCAGCACGAAAGCAGCUGCUGCUGCAGCAGCAAAGACAACGCAGCAGCAGACUAGAAAGCUUUCGUUGUGCUGUCGAAGCAGCAGGGUUUGGGGCCAUGAUUAAAACUGCGCAUGCAGCAUUCGUCUCCAGCCAAAGAGAAUUUCUAGGUGACACACAGCAGCAGCAGCAGCAGCAGCAGCAGCAGCAGCAGCAGCAGCAGCAGCAGUAG
Molecule: messenger RNA, 306 nt
Organism: Eimeria mitis
Lineage: Eukaryota; Apicomplexa; Conoidasida; Eucoccidiorida; Eimeriidae
Exons: 1
Coding region: 1-306 (101 amino acids)
Source: RefSeq, a predicted model, not a curated record